UGUCACCGGCUGCAGACGCGAUUUUGUUUAUACGCUCCCAGAAAUGCAAAAAAACGUUUAAAUGGAUAUGGAAACUCAAGUUCUUGACGCCGUCGACGAGUUCUUGAAGGUGGACUCGAUUGACGAAGCGUUUGUGAGCGUCAUUGUUUUCAAGCCUAAUGGCGAGCAGGAACGGGCCACCAACUUUGCCAACGAAUUGGUCACGUCCUUUGGGAAUGUGCCCCAGGAGAAUAGGGAUCAGGUCCUGCGACAGUACCUUCUGCGAGCCGCCGGCGCCUCCGGCUACCACAUGAAGGUGCUGAUGGGAGCGCUAGUUAAACUAGUGGAUUCCCACGUUAUUACCGCCAGGAUGCUGUGCGACAAGGUGCUGUUCUGCGAGAAACUGGACUUCGAGCACAAGACCUUCUGGAUCGAGAGCUUCCGGCUGAUCAAGCGGGUAAUCAUGCAGGUGGACUACAAGGGCGUGCGCGAGAUCAUGAAGGUGUGCCGCGACAAAGCACAGUGGUUCCCGCUCAACGUCAACGUCACGUACAUGCCCCAGCUGCUGGCCGUGGAGGAGAUUCUGCGCUUUAUAUUCGAUCGCAACAACUGCCUGCUGCCCGCCUACUUUAUUGCCAACGAGAUCAUGCGUCCGUUUCCCUAUCACUGGAAACUCAACCGGCUGAUGACUGACUUCGUUGAGGAGUUCCGCACCACGGCCCAGAUGGUGUCGAUCAUCGGGCACCCCAGCAUGUUGCCCAUUGUAGAGCACUUUGGCUACGCUGAUCAUAUGAUGAACUCGUGGCGCCUGGACCACAACACCCUUAAGUUUAACUUCAAGGGCAGCCUUCCAUACGAACCGGAGCUGCUGGAGGAGCAGAAGCCCCUGCUUCGCUACGUGCUGGAGCAGCCCUAUUCGCGUGAGAUGGUCUCCCAGAUGCUCAACCUGCAGAAGCACCAAAAGCAGCGCUACAAUGCCUUGGAGGAGCAGCUGGUUAACCUCAUAGUCCAGGCAAUGGAGAUGACGGAGGUGACCGACGCCACUGCGGGCAGUGGCUUCAAUGCCUCAGACGAGCAGAUCACACCGUACGAGUGGGUGUGGCUGCAUCUCUCCUCGCAGCUGAUUUACUUUGUGCUUUUCCAGUUCGUGAGCUUCAUGCACAUUGUGCUGGCGUUGCACGAGAAGCUCUCUAAGUUGGAGCUCCGCAAGGGUCGCGAUCAGCUGAUGUGGAUCCUCUUGCAGUUCAUCUCUGGCAGCAUACAGAAGAACCCCAUUACAAACUUCCUGCCCGUCUUCCGGUUGUUUGACCUUCUCUACCCCGAACUGGAGCCAUUGAAGCUGCCGGACAUAAACAAAUCCUCUAUGGUCCGCCACAUGGCUCCGAUUUGUGUGUGGAUCCACCUGAUGAAGAAGGCCCGAGUGGAGAACAUGAACAUCACGCGACCGCUGCCCAUCGCCCUGAAGAAUCACUAUGACUUCCUGCAGCACGUGGUCACGCCCAACACUAUGAUGAACAUGACCAUGGGCAAUGACUUCCGCAUCAUACUCAUAUGCAAUGCAUAUUCCACGAAUCAGGAGUAUUUUGGGCGACCGAUGGGCCUGCUACUGGAUGCCCUCAAUGGGACCUCGAAGUCGCCGAAUGGCUCCCAGAUACCAGCUGUGACCUUCUCGGUUACGGUGCUGGACAGUCUGACGGUGCACAGCAAGAUGUCGCUUAUCCACAGCUUUGUCACGCAGAUGCUUAAGCAGGCCCAGACCAAAGGACAAGUGCCAGCGGCGGCGCUUUUAGAGACCUAUGCGCGGCUAUUAGUUUACACGGAAAUCGAGUCGCUGGGCAUCAAGGGAUUCCUAAGUCAACUGAUGCCGACUGUGUUCAAGAACCAUGCCUGGUCCAUGCUGCACACCCUAAUGGAGAUGUUUUCGUAUCGCCUGCACCAUGUCCCCACCCACUAUCGCGUGCAGUUACUAUCCCUGCUCCACUCUCUCUCCUCUGUGCCGCAGACCAACAAGAUGCAGUUGAAUCUUUGCUUUGAGUCCACUGCCCUGCGACUGAUCACCAGCAUUGGAUCAGCCGAGUUCCAGCCGCAGUUCUCGCGCUACUUCAACGACAAGUCAACAAAUCAACAAGCCGUGGCGUCCAACGAAAGCGAGGAACUAAAUCGAGUUCUUAUCCUCACAUUAGCUCGUUCCAUGCACGUCCAUGGCGGCGGCGACGAGAUGCAGGGCUGGUGCAAAGACUUCCUUUCCAACAUCAUGCAGCACACGCCGCACUCGUGGCCCAUGCAAUCGCUGGCCUGCUUUCCACCCGCCUUGAAUGAGUACUUUACGCAGAACAAUCAGCCGCCGGAGAACAAGCAGCAGCUGAAGAAGUCCGUGGAGGAGGAGUACCGCACGUGGAGCUCCAUGACCAGUGAGAACGACAUCAUUGCGCACUUCCUGCGACCAACCACGAACCCGCUGUUUCUUUGCCUGCUCUUCAAGAUUAUCUGGGAGACGGAGAACAUCAGUCCAGUGGCUUACAAGAUCCUGGAAGGCAUCAGUGCGCGAGCUUUGUCCACGCACCUGCGUAAAUUCUGCGACUAUCUGGUGGCCGAGGUGGCCAGCUCGUCGGAUGGCCGUGACUUUAUCCACAAAUGCGUAGAUACGAUCAAUAAUAUGAUCUGGAAAUUCAAUGUGGUGACCAUCGACAGGGUGGUACUCUGCCUGGCCCUACGAACCCACGAGGGCAAUGAGGCUCAGGUCUGUUUUCUAAUCAUCCAACUGCUGCUGUUGAAGGCCAGCGAGCUAAGAAAUCGCGUCCAGGAGUUCUGCAAGGACAACAAUCCUGAUCAUUGGAAGCAAAGCAAUUGGCAGGACAAGCAUCUCUCAUUCCACCAAAAGUACCCGGAAAAGUUCGCUCUGGACGAGUCUGCAUCGCAUAUUCCGCUGCCCGUCUAUUUUAGCAACGUUUGCCUGCGCUUUCUGCCCGUUCUGGAUGUGGUGGUGCAUCGAUUCAUCGAACUGACCAUUACAAAUGUCCAUCAGAUUCUGGGCUUUAUAUUGGAUCAUCUAAGCAUAUUGUACAAGUUUCACGAUCGACCCAUUACGUAUCUCUUCAACACUUUGCACUACUAUGAGCGGAUCCUUCGCGAUCGGCCGGCGCUGAAAAAGAAACUGGUAAGCACCAUUACAGGUGCCUUUAGUGAGAUUCGGCCGCCCAACUGGAGCAUUACUGAGCCCUAUAAAGCAUACAUGCUAACCCAGGACGCGGUUUGGACGCCCGAACUAAGUUACUAUAUGAGCUUGAUCCGACGUCUGGCAGACACCAUCAGUGGAAAGAAUGUGUUAUAUUCAACAGACUGGCGCUUUAAUGAGUACCCCAAUGCUCCAACUCAUGCGCUUUAUGUCACCUGUGUGGAGCUGCUGGGUCUGCCAGUGCCACCUGGUGUGGUGGCCAACAAUAUCAUCGAUGUGAUAAUCAACGGCUAUGCGGUGAUUCCGCAAAAGGAGAUCCACAGCUACAUCAAUGCAGUGGGCAUCGUAUUGGCCGCCCUGCCAGAGCCCUACUGGAGUGGCAUCUACGAUCGGCUGCAGGAGAUGCUCAACACGCCCAAUAUGCUCAAUUGGACGUACAGAUUCAGUGCAUUUGAGCUCUUUAAUUUUAAGACCGUGCGCGAGGGGAUGCUGGAGAAGAGCUAUGCCGCUGUCCUGGCCGUGGCUCACUCGGUGUUCCAUCACAUGGGCGCAUUUAAGCUGGCAGCAAUGACCAGAUACCUCAAGGAGAAGCUAAAGCCCUGCGUGCGCACCGAGCAGCAGCUGUUGUAUCUGUGUCACGUGUUUGGGCCUUUCCUUCAGCGGAUUGAAUUGGAGAAACCGAACGCAGUGGCCGGCAUAGCUGUCUUGCUUUACGAGAUUCUGGAGAUCGUGGACAAGAAUCAUGGACCAAAGCCACUGAUUUACAUGGACCAGAUAUGUGAUUUUCUCUAUCACAUCAAGUACAUUCACGUGGGUAAUAUUAUCAAAAACGAGUCAGAGGCCAUCAUUAAGCGCCUGCGUCCUCUGUUGCAAAAGCGACUUCGGUUCAUAACACAUCUUAAUUUGGAGGAUAUUCACACAGAAAAAAUCGCCGACAGCAAUGCAGCAUCAGGUCAAAACCAAUCCCCACUGCAACAACAACAACAGCAGCAGCAGCAGCAACAUCAACAGGUGAAUGCAAUGCAAACUACAAGCGUUCCUUUGGGCAGUGGUGGUGGAAACCCGCAACAGCAACAAAUGUACAUGCAACACAUGCAACAACAGCAGCAACAACAGCAACACAUGCAAAACAUGCGCCACAAUUAGACCAGGGCAGACUCCUUAACCAAGUGCAAGCUGACGUAUGUAGAUACCUUAAGCUUAAUUUAAAUAUAGUUUUAGUCCAUGUUAAGUACCGGUUAUUUGCAUUUAUUGUAUUAUUGUAUCCAAGUCCUAUUUCCAUGUACUUUGUAAACGUUCUCAGAUAACUUGAGCAAACAAAUAAAGAAA
Molecule: messenger RNA, 4483 nt
Organism: Drosophila kikkawai
Lineage: Eukaryota; Metazoa; Arthropoda; Insecta; Diptera; Drosophilidae
Gene: MED23
Product: mediator complex subunit 23
Biological process (GO): regulation of transcription by RNA polymerase II; positive regulation of gene expression
Cellular component (GO): mediator complex; transcription regulator complex
Source: RefSeq, a predicted model, not a curated record